GGUUUUAAUUCCCUCAUUAUGGCAACCUCGUAAUAGCGCUGAAUGGCAGGGCAUUCACAUGGUGCUGAAAACUGGGAUGUCAGCUAAAUGUCAUUUGCUUUCAACGUGCGCCCAGCGUGAAGGGGGUUUAUAUCGGUAUUAUUUUUUUAUUUUUUAUAAAAUUGCUAUAAAAAGAUACAAAUUUUUCUUCGGAAUGUAACUUCUGCGAAGGGGGUAAUAUUAAGCUAUUUUUAAUAUCGCACUUUUAAAAGUGCGUCGCAUAGUGCCGAAAGUUUUCUAUUCACAACCUACAGACAGCCAGUGUCGUCGGGUAUGGAGUCCAAGUAUUUGUUGACAAGCAAAACUCCUGUUAAGUCACCACAUGGAAUUGGUACGAAAAAUAAUGUCAACAUAUCAAGUUUUCCGAUCAAACGAAAACUACAAAGUCCCGUGAAUGGUAUUGAAAACGUUAUAAUAAAAGCACCUAAGUUAAAUAAUGGGAGCUUAACUUCUACCUCAAAUGGGAAAUCAACGACCACUAUACCCACUCCUAAUGGCAGCAUGGUGCAUCUUAAUGGCAAAAGUGCACAAUCGAAACAACAAUUAGAUCAACAACGGCAAACGCUGCCUGUUUAUAAGGUACGUCAAAGGCUCAUACAGGAGGCGCGACGUGCUGAAACAUUGCUGCUGAUGGGUGAGACUGGUUCGGGUAAAACCACACAAAUCCCACAGUUCCUGUUUGAGAGUGGUUUUACACAAAAGGGUGUAAUUGGCAUAACUCAACCACGUCGUGUGGCGGCCAUUACUGUAGCACGUCGAGUGGCACAAGAGCUAGGUUGUCGUCUGGGCGAAACAGUUGGCUACACAGUACGUUUCGAGGACUGUACCUCGCCCCAAACUCGCAUAAAAUUCCUAACAGAUGGUUGUUUGCUGCGCGAGGCAAUUGCUGAUCGGCUCUUGCGACACUAUUCCGUAUUGAUAUUGGAUGAGGCUCAUGAACGUACCAUAAACACUGAUGUACUCUUCGGUAUUGUUAAGGAAGCACAGAAGCAACGAAGACAGAGGGGACUUACGCCGCUUAAAGUUAUUGUUCAAUCAGCUACUAUGGAUAUAGAUCACUUUGGAAAGUAUUUCGGUGUACGUGGCAUGUACCUUGAGGGUAAGACAUACCCGAUAACAGUCAUGCACGCAAAGGAGAACCAACCUGACUAUUUGCAUGCUGCGCUGGUGACGCUGUUUCAACUGCACCGUACAGAUCCUAUAAAUCAUGAUGUGCUUAUAUUCCUAACUGGACAAGAAGAAAUAGAAGCUAUGGCCCACCAAAUACGGCAAAUUGCCAAGAAUCACGAUGCUGAAUUGAGUCCAGUACGCGUAUAUCCGCUUUAUGCACAGUUACCGCAAAACAAACAACUUGAGUGCUUUCUGCCUGCUCCCGGGAAUGCUCGUAAAAUAGUUCUAGCCACCAAUAUCGCAGAGACUUCAGUAACCAUACCCGGCAUAAGAUGUGUAAUCGACUGUGGCUUUGUUAAACGUCGUGUUUAUAACCCUAGCAGCGGUUUGGAUGCGCUACGAAUUGUGCGUAUCUCACAAGCUCAAGCAUGGCAACGCUGCGGCCGAGCUGGUCGUGAUGCACCUGGUACUUGCUACCGCACUUACACUCAAGCAGAAAUGGAGUCAUUUGAAAAUAUGCCCAAGCCGGAAAUAUUGCGUAGUAACAUUUGCUCCACUGCUCUUCAACUACUAGCGUUGGGUAUCGAUUGUUGCACAUUUGAUUUCCUUGAUCGCCCCACGACGGAAGCUGUGGACGAUGCUUAUCGCAAGUUGGAAGCACUCGGUGCCGCGAGAAACACUAAAAUUAAGCCCGAGCUUACUACAUUGGGUCAGCAAAUGUCACAAUUCCCACUUGAUCCUCGUUACAGCAAGUUGCUGUUAUCUGCAUCUUCAUUCGGGUGCAUGGAAGAAAUGCUAAGCCUAGUCGCUGUGUUGUCAGGAGAGAAUGUAUUUGUGUCUAGCAAUGAAAAGCGUGAACUAGCCACAUUGGCGCAUGCGAAAUUUACCUCGAAACAUGGCGAUCAUCUAACGCUGCUCAAUGUCUUCAGCGCAUUUCUAAAGACAGAAAAAGUUAAGCUCUGGUGCCAUGACAAUUUUUUAAACACAAGAAAUCUAUCAUAUGCGCGCGAAGUGCGCAAACAGCUACAUGAAAUUGCCGAACGCCUCGAUUUGCCAUUGAACAGCUGUGGCAAUAAUCAAGAUCAAGUACGUAAGUGCCUCUUGAUCGGACUUUUUGAUAACAUCGCUGAACUGCAGCGUGACAAUACCUACCUUACAAUAGCUGGACGUCAGCGUGCGAGAAUACACCCGUCCAGUGUCUUCCAUGGCAAAUAUAGACCGGAAUAUGUUAUAUUUACAGAGAUUGUGUUGACCGAACGCAAUUUUCUGCGUCAAGUCACUGAAAUCAACCCAGAUUGGAUAUCUGAUGUGCUGCCUAACUAUGCGCAUUUAAAUAGAAUUAAAAGCACAUUGAAAUAACAUUGAUUGCAUAGCUGCCUAAAGAUUAAUUUACAUUAUUUUAUAUAGUAAAAAAUAAGUUAAUUAGCUCUGAACGUACAACUUGGCUGAGUUCCAAGUUGCAUCAAAGCAAAGCUUGAGCCUCUUAUUGCUAUUCCAUAACCAAUGGAAAUGUCCAAUAUCCGCAACCACGUUUAAACGCUGAAUUGGAACUUAGUUGCGCAAAUUGGCCAUUUACAUCAAUAAUAUUUUAAAAGUAAAAGAGGCUAAUUAAUGCUUUGCAUUAAUGCUACUUGGAACUCAGCCGUGCUAAGCAUAUGUAAUGAGAAGAAAAAAAAAAAGGAUGUUGUAAUUACUUAGUUCAAUGUAAUAUAGUUAAUUUUAAAUUAUCGAGUAGUAUGCAAAGUCGUUCAUUUUAACAUUUGCCAAGAUUCGUAUAUUGCUUAAAAUUUUAAAUAGUACCGAUUUCACCAUGUCGAUGCAUUUAUUAUUUUUACUACCCUUUUAGUUUAACAUUAUGCUGAAUAUUUUGAAAAAUGUCUUAAGAUGAUUGCGAUACUUUUGAAUUUUACACAAUAACUUGGACCUAAAAAAAAUUUUGUAUUUUAGUUAGUCGACCAAGGUGACUCAUAUGCUUGUUUAUUCAAACGUGGCCUUGAGCUCUAUAAAAAUUAUUCCAAAACGCGAUUGAAGGCCAUAAAGAUAGGUAAAGCAUUAAGUGGAUUUCGAUAAAAUCGUACACUACUGCAUUCAAUAUUUUUUCUCCAAAAUUUGCAUAAACGUAAAAGCAUUCAAUUAUGGUAAUGCUUUACUUCAGGGAAUGGGUUUGAUUUUUUUAACUGAAGUUUUUGAAAGUAUGCUUAAAAUAAAAUUGCAAGACGAAUUGAGAAUAUUGACAAAAAGAUAAUGUUACAACAUGGUUUUUUCCAAAAAACGCAGUUAUUUGAUGAAAACAUCUUAAAAAUUGAUAAGAAAAUAAAGCAUGUAAAUAUAUGCAUACACAC
This is a messenger RNA of Rhagoletis zephyria (snowberry fruit fly), 3491 nucleotides long. It is a transcript of the gene ath, whose product is annotated as ATP-dependent RNA helicase DHX33. Gene Ontology annotation, molecular function: double-stranded RNA binding; ATP hydrolysis activity; helicase activity. NCBI's taxonomy places the organism in Eukaryota, Metazoa, Arthropoda, Insecta, Diptera, Tephritidae. Gene Ontology annotation, cellular component: intracellular anatomical structure; nucleolus. Gene Ontology annotation, biological process: positive regulation of transcription by RNA polymerase I. The record is from RefSeq and is a predicted model, not a curated record.